Messenger RNA from Nicrophorus vespilloides, 609 nucleotides. RefSeq names its product 7,8-dihydro-8-oxoguanine triphosphatase-like. Gene Ontology annotation, molecular function: 8-oxo-7,8-dihydroguanosine triphosphate pyrophosphatase activity. The transcript has a single exon. Gene Ontology annotation, biological process: DNA protection. NCBI's taxonomy places the organism in Eukaryota, Metazoa, Arthropoda, Insecta, Coleoptera, Silphidae. The record is from RefSeq and is a predicted model, not a curated record. Bases 98 to 592 code for a protein of 164 amino acids.
AAUCAGGUAAGAUAAAGCUCACAAUUCAACAGUCAACAGUUGGCAACCAAAGUACCAGUUUAGUCAGCGCGAAAACUGAAUUUAAAGUUUAAUUACAAUGUUCGUCAAGAAAUUAUACAGUUUGAUUUUUAUCAAGAAGGGGAAUACAGUUCUUCUAGGGUAUAAAACUAGAGGUUUAGGGGUUGGCCUGUGGAAUGGUUUUGGUGGUAAAGUGGAACCUGGGGAGACUCUGCUCGAGGGUGCAUCCAGAGAGCUUAAGGAGGAGUGUAACCUGGAUGCAAAACUGAACCAUAUUGGUUGUGUAACUUACAUUAACAACAACAAAAACCAUGCUGAUGUUGUUCACAUUUUCAAGUCCUCCUCAUUUUUUGGAGAAAUUGUGGAGAGUGAGGAGAUGGCUCCAAUAAGAUGGUUCAGAGUGGACAACAUGCCUUAUGAGAAAAUGUGGCCAGAUACAUCAAAGUGGCUUCCACUGAUUCACAAUGAAGAUUACUUUGAUGUUACAUUUAAUGUUACUAAUGAAGAUAAUAGGUGCAUGCGUUUAACAUUGUAUAAUAAUUAUGAUGAAUUUGUGAAAACUGUAACUCUGUGAUCAUGAAUAAAAACUCU